Molecule: messenger RNA, 675 nt
Organism: Amphibalanus amphitrite
Lineage: Eukaryota; Metazoa; Arthropoda; Thecostraca; Balanomorpha; Balanidae
Exons: 3
Coding region: 101-412 (103 amino acids)
Source: RefSeq, a predicted model, not a curated record
CUAACCCAACAAAACAAAAAACAAAAAAAGAGAACCCGCCCAGACACCGGUACCCCUGCGAGGGCCAGCAGCAGCAGGACAGCACUCUCCAGUCGCAGCCAUGAUGAAAUACGCGGUGCUGGCUGCGCUGAUGACACUGACCGCCGGCCGGCCGGAGCCGGCCGCCGACCUCGACACCCAGCCGUCGCUGGUGCACAAGUCUGUGGACCUCGGCGUCGGACCCUUCCGUUUGUACAGCGGCGUCUACCCGCCCGGCUACGGCUACGGCGCCGGGUACAGGUACGGCGCCGGGUACGGGUACGGGUACCAGUCGCCCGCGUACCAGACCGACUACCAGUACGGGCCGUACCCAUUCCGGUACGGCAUUCACAAGGUGCUGCCCGGCCUCCGCUUCCGUAAGGAGAUCUUCUGAGGGAUCCGGCCUCUGACGUCAUCAGAGCAGCGCCGUCAGACGUCAGCAGAGCGUCCAGCGUCCUGCUGAUACAGAACACAGAGAUGAGAGAGUCCUGUUGAGACAGAGCCACAGAACGCGUACCGCCAGCCGAGCAGCGCCGCACGGCAGUCCGUCUACAUAUGUGCUGUUAUUGAGACAAGUUUGCCACACCGCGCGGCGCGCCACUGGACACUGACAUGUAGGCUGAUUUGGUAAUCAAUAAAUUAAUACCAUCAACAGUG